AUGGACUCGGAACUACAUACUUUGCCGCCCAAUCUUUCCCUCUCCUCGUUCAACCAAGGCAGGAGUAACGUAUCCGAGAGAUCAUCGGACCACCCCUCGCCGGGAAGGCUCCACACGCUCCGCAGUUGUGGUUUUUGUCGAUCUCGCAAAAUAAAAUGCGAUCGCCAAAAGCCAUGCGCUAACUGCCUCCGCGCUGGGUCAGAAUGUAUUUAUCCUGCGGGGCCAGGCAGAGCUCCGAAGCGACCACGUCGAGCUCCCGAUAAGCAUGUGCUCGAUCGGCUGGCGCAUCUUGAGGUGCUCGUCAGGCGCCUAGGUACCGAAGUGGAGGGCGGUCAUUUACCUUCCGUCCCGCCAUCAGAGGAACCAGCGGCCAACGGAGGCCCCGGGUCGGGGGAUGAGUCAAGCCAGGUCGAACAACAGUUUGGUCGGCUUGUGAUCGACGAGACGCGCAGUUGCUAUGUGAGCAAUAUUUUGUGGUCAAGUUUAGGCAACGAAAUUGAAGAGCUGCGCGAUUUACUGUACGAGCCAGCAUCGGAAGACGAAGACAUCGACGCUGCCACAGAUUCAUCUGUGGUAGAUUCAAUGACAUCUCUGGGCUGUAACGCCACGAUAAUGGGGUUUCAGGCGCUAGCACAGACUUUGAAGGCGUAUCAUCCACCACUAUCCCAGUCAGUGGCCUUAUUCGAGAUCUUCAAAGAGAGUGUCGCACCACUAGUACAUAUUUUUCAUAUGCCGACGUUGAUCAGUUCUUACUGGGAUGUAGUUGCGUCGCCGGAAUCAUUGGAUCGCAAUACUGAAGCAUUACUGUUUGCUAUCUAUUACUCCACCGUCAUUAGCAUGGAGUCACGACAAUGUGAACAUGUAUUGGGAUGUUCUCGAGCAGCAGCAGUCAAGCACUAUCAAUUCGCCGUGGAACAAGCAAUGGCACGGGCCGAUCUUCUCAACACCCAGAGUGUGGUUUUGUUACAAGCAGUAGUCCUGUUUUUGUCGGCUCUACGGAAUGAAGAUGCCUCACGCACAGCCUGGUCACUGACCGCGCUGAUAUUUCAUAUUGCCCAAGCUAUGGGUUUGCACAGGGAUGGGAGCGCAUUUGGCCUCCGACCACUGGAGAUAGAGAUACGGCGGCGCCUUUGGUGGCAUAUCUGCUUGCUAGAUAUUCGGUCGUCCGAAUAUCAUGGUUGCGAGCCGAUCGUGCACGAGUCUAUGUUCGAUACUAGGAUGCCCCUCAAUGUGAACGAUAACGACAUCACAGCUGAUAUGACAGCCCUGCCUACGGAACGCGAAGAAGCUACUGAGAUGACUUUCUGUCUCAUUCGUUGCGAGGUGAUGCGCAUUGUAUGGAAGACAGGCUAUGCCCCACCCAGCAUGCGGCGGCCUGGUCAACCCGCCGAGGGGCUCUCUCUUCCCGACCGUGCCGCCUUAGCCAAAGACCUGCGGCACCGAUUAGAGGAGCGCUAUCUUAAAUACUGCGAUACCACCAUCCCAUUCUUCAAGGUGUGCGUAACUGUCGCGCGUCUGAUCAUCGCUCGCACCUGGCUGGUCGUGUACUAUCCGCUCACUCAGAAAUGUGAUGGUCCCAGCUUGCCCAGCACUAUCCGCGACCGGCUGUUCAUCACCUCAGUCAGAGUACUUGAGUUAUCAAACGUCCUACUUACCAGUCCGGACAUCGCACAGUGGACAUGGCACUCCAAGACUCACGUUCAGUGGCAUGCAGUAGCUUUCGUCCUAUCUGAGAUUUGCUCGCGUCCACCGUCGGAGGACUGUGAUCGCGCCUGGGAAUACGCGCAGACAGUUUACAGUGGGUGGAAGAUGAAGGAGAACAAGGGUAGCCUCUGGCGGCCCAUCAAACGGUUGAUGGCCAAGGCACAAUAUGUCCGCGAGAUGCAAGAUAAUAACAACCCGGCUCCCAAGCGACAUUGGCGAGUGGCCGGAAUGACUACUGCAUCACCCACUGCUCCUUCACCCAGGCCUUCAACGAGGCCUAGUUCUAUGGGAACUUCUGGCGUGACACCUGAGGCUAUAAGGGGCGAGGCUCCGGGACUCAUUGAUCGGAAUGGCGUUCUAUCCACAGAACCACUUGACCCCUUUUUCGAGGAUUUCGCAAAACCAGAGUUUCUCUAUCAGGCUUCGGAAUAUCCACGCCCUGCAGACAUUGAUUAUAUCAUGAGUAACUGGAUUGGAAGUCCUAACGAUAUCGACCUUGGGCUCAAUGGACUCGCCCAUAACACCUAG
Penicillium samsonianum is the source of this 2232-nucleotide messenger RNA. Its product is annotated as Zn(II)2Cys6 transcription factor. Gene Ontology annotation, molecular function: DNA-binding transcription factor activity, RNA polymerase II-specific; DNA binding; zinc ion binding. Lineage: Eukaryota; Fungi; Ascomycota; Eurotiomycetes; Eurotiales; Aspergillaceae. The coding region runs from base 1 to 2232 and encodes 743 amino acids. The record is from RefSeq and is a predicted model, not a curated record. The transcript has 2 exons. Gene Ontology annotation, biological process: DNA-templated transcription; regulation of DNA-templated transcription.